CUGCGAAGAUCAGAACCAGACACCAUGGCGAAGGGAAAGUGGAUCGACAAGAAGAAUGCGCAGCAUUUCACCCUCGUCCAUCGUCCGCAAAAUGACCCGCUCAUCCACGAUGAAAAUGCGCCAUCGAUGGUGCUCAACCCGGUUCCUCAGCGCGCAGGAGACAAGGGAAAGCACCUGAGCGAUCUUGCCUCCGACCUGGGCUCCGACGCCGCCAGCAUCCGAGACAACGAAGGCGAAGCCGCAGAGUACGGCAUCUACUACGACGACACCGAGUAUGACUACAUGCAGCAUAUGCGCGACCUCAACCAGGGCGGCGGCGAGGCCGUCUGGGUUGAGGCUUCGGCCGCUGCGAACAAGGGCAAGGGAAAGCAGCAGCAAUCCCUCGAAGAUGCCUUGCGCCAAAUGGACCUGGAACACCAGAGCGAAGCCAUCUUGGAUGCGUCCGUGCUGCCGUCCAAGAACCUGCAGCGCUCGAACUACCAGACUCAGCAAGACAUCCCCGAUGCAAUUGCUGGAUUCCAACCAGACAUGGAUCCCCGUUUGCGCGAGGUUUUGGAGGCGUUGGAGGACGAGGCUUACGUCGACGACGAGGAUGACGACAUUUUCCAGCAACUGUCCAAGGACUCUCGCGAGAUCGACGAGUACGAGUUCGAAGAACAAUACGACCAAUUCGAGGACGAAGAUGAUGGAUGGGAAUCGGACGCUACGGCCAAGCCGAGUAAGGAGUACAAAAGCGGCGGCGCGCCUCAACUCGUCCCUGUUGCGCCGGUUGACGGAGAAGCGCUGCCAGAGCACCAGAACGAAGACUGGCUUGAGGACUUCAAGCAGUUCAAGAAGGACCAGAAGGGUGGAGCCCCCCAAGCAAAGGCAGCGCCCUCGGAGCUGCAAUCAUCCAUCUGGACCACAACAACAAUGGGAGGCCGCAAGAAGAAGAGGAAGGGCGCUCUCACCAACCCUUCGACAUACUCCAUGACCUCGUCGUCUAUGGUUAGGACAGAACAGCUCACUCUCCUGGACGCCAGAUUCGACAGGAUUGAAGAGGAGUACACAAGCGAAAUGGGCGAUGAUAUGGCCUCCAUGUCGGAGGUGUCAACGGCAUCGAGCGUGACCGGCCCAACCAGAGGUGACUUUGACAGCAUCAUGGAUGACUUCUUGGGCAGCUACACCAAACCAGGAAAGAGGACGAAUAAGAAGAACAAGGCGCAGACUGGCCUGGAGCAGUUGGACGAGAUCAGAAAAGGACUUGGCCCAGCUCGUAUUAGGUCGAAGGGACGUGUCUGA
Molecule: messenger RNA, 1281 nt
Organism: Colletotrichum karsti
Lineage: Eukaryota; Fungi; Ascomycota; Sordariomycetes; Glomerellales; Glomerellaceae
Product: low-temperature viability protein ltv1
Exons: 2
Biological process (GO): ribosomal small subunit export from nucleus; ribosomal small subunit biogenesis
Cellular component (GO): cytosol; nucleus; preribosome, small subunit precursor
Source: RefSeq, a predicted model, not a curated record